This is a messenger RNA of Anopheles gambiae (African malaria mosquito), 1762 nucleotides long. It is a transcript of the gene gfzf, whose product is annotated as glutathione S-transferase 1-1. The transcript has 2 exons. Gene Ontology annotation, molecular function: glutathione transferase activity. The coding region runs from base 950 to 1651 and encodes 233 amino acids. NCBI's taxonomy places the organism in Eukaryota, Metazoa, Arthropoda, Insecta, Diptera, Culicidae. Gene Ontology annotation, biological process: glutathione metabolic process. The record is from RefSeq and is a predicted model, not a curated record.
AGAAAAGGUGUCAGGCUACUUGCAUGGGUUUGGUCUUAGGUUUCUUAAGGGGUGGUUAUAAAUAUCUCAUUUUAAUUGGGUUUGCUAGACCGUUGUUUUCGGAAUACUCUUUACGGUAAAGGGGAUUUUUGAAAUUUAUUUGCGUAGCCCUGUAAUCCGGCCAUUUUAACUAGUUAAUUAAAAAUCACGUGUAAAAUGAAUGAAAAAAGGAAUGAACAUUAAUGGAAAGCAUUCAAAUAUUUUCAAUAUAUUUUACAAAAAAAACAGCUUAAAAACUCCAUUUAAAAGGCAAGUUGUCAAACUUAAAAUAUAUUUAAAAAUAGUAAACGAGAUUUAAAAAAUCCCAUUUCUUCACUAAAGUAAAUAAGACUAAUGUCCGUACAUUUGUACCAAAUUUUAAAUUUUGAGAUUUCCAAUGCAACAAAAGUUAUUGAAGUUUUGGUUAUAGAAAGAAUAAUUUCCCAUACAAAAUGUAUAUGAUACUCGGGUAUGCCGGUCGCAGAGAUGAAGGUGUAAAUUUAAUCAUUAAGACAACAGGUAAUAUACAUUUUGAUGGAUAAAUGCGAUGGCCCAACAGUGACGCUCUCGUGAAUAUAUUAAUGUAAUGUAAUGUAAUGUUGAAUAUUCAAAUCAGACGCCCUGCAGCUUAACUGCACCUUACGCAUACUGCGAAAACAAUUACACAGGCAAACCAGCUCACUAACACAAGGCUAAUCGGUGUCGUUAAAAAUACAUUCCCACUACACCGUGCACCGCGCGUUACUUUCACUACCGUUCUGGAAGCAAGUUUCAGCUCCGAACCGGUUCUGCCUACAUCACUUGCCGUCCCGUCCUAUAUUGCAUACUUUCAGUUCGCUUCCGCCCGAGCGCACAUUUUCGCACCGAAAGUCGAACAGUUUGGUCGAGUGUUUGCAUUAUAUCCCGGUAGCAAGACAACAUAGUGGUCCAAAUGAAGCUGUACGCUGUUUCCGAUGGCCCACCGUCCCUGGCCGUCCGUAUGGCCCUGGAAGCGCUCAACAUACCGUACGAGCACGUCAGUGUCGAUUACGGCAAGGCGGAACAUCUUACCGCGGAGUACGAGAAGAUGAAUCCGCAAAAGGAAAUUCCCGUGCUGGACGAUGACGGGUUCUUCCUGAGCGAAAGUAAUGCCAUCCUGCAGUACCUGUGCGAAAAGUACGCACCGACCAGCGACCUCUACCCGAACGACCCGAAGGACCGUGCGCUCGUGAACCAUCGUCUGUGCUUUAACCUGGCCUUUCUCUAUCCGCAAAUAUCCGCCUACGUAAUGGCGCCGAUCUUCUUCGACUACGAGCGCACCGCGAUCGGGCUGAAGAAGCUGCACCUUGCCCUGGCUGCCUUCGAAACGUAUCUGCAACGCACCGGGACCAGGUACGCGGCGGGCAGCGGGCUGACGAUUGCCGACUUUCCGCUCGUCAGCUCCGUGAUGUGCCUGGAGGCGAUCGGGUUCGGGCUGGGCGAACGGUACCCGAAGGUGCAGGCGUGGUACGACGGGUUCAAACAGGCCCACCCGUCGCUGUGGGCGAUUGCGGCCAAGGGCAUGGAGGAGAUUGCCGAGUUCGAGAAGAACCCCCCGGACCUGACCGGCAUGGUGCACCCGAUCCAUCCGAUCCGGAAGCCGGCAGCGAAAUAACAACAACAAAAAGAAGAAGCUUUCUCUCAUCAUGCUUGAUAAGAACUGUGUGGGGUGAAUAUGCAUUUUUUAUCAAUAAUUGUUUUCCAAUAAACAACCAUCACACACACA